CUCUUUUGCUGCUACAACGGAUCCUUUCCACAUCGACGCCGCCGUUAACGUCACGCCUGUAAGCCGCGCUCGCCCGGCGCUCGCCUCCGCUGCCUUGCUCCUUUCCCCCAGUCGGGAUGCUGCACUAGCGAGGGGGUCGCUCAUCGCUACCAAGAGGAGGAGGAGGGGAGGACGAGAAAGAAAGAGAAAAAACAAAAAAAAAGACUGGAAACAAGAAGAAAGAAAGCCGGAGAGGGGAAGAAGAAACUGUGCGCCAUCCCUCCUCCGAACCCCGGCUCGGCUACGACACCCCCCACCCCACCCCCCCACACGACCCCCAGAUCUCCCUCCGACGGAGAGAAAUUGACGGAUUACUGGGAAGUGCGCGGGAGGGAGGCAGGCGGCAGCCGCUGCUGCGUUCGUGCGUCGCGGGGAUGCUGUGUUAGCGCUGCUGAGGCUGGAGCGUGCCGCUAGUUAGGAGGACUGAUAAAAGCUCGUAAAAAGGCAGCGUGAGUCCUUCUCCCCGAGGAACGGGGGGAGAGAAAAAAAAAAUUAAAACACGACGCCACUAUCAAGAGGAGAAGAAGUGAGAGAAAUGGGGAAGGGCUGUCAUGACCGACCAAGCGAGUAACUGAUUGACUACUAAAAAGUGAACAGGAAUACAGAGGAGGAGGAGGAGGGGGGGGGUCUCGUUCUUUCUUCUUUUUUUUUCCCACGGCUUGUCAUCCUUUGCCUCCUAAAAAACUGCAAAAAAAAGGGCAAAGAACAUCGGGAAGAACUGUGGAAUUUGCAUUCAAUCGUCUCCACCCCCACCUUUUCUAUUUCUGCUUUUGCUGCACAAAAAAAAAAGAAAGAAGAGAAAAACUGUUUAUGUGCGCUUCUAUGGCCGUCUGCGCGAUGGAGAGCUGGGUGAUGCGUCUAGCGGGGGGAUCGAGCGCCGGAUUCCAAGGACAAGCGAGGGAAGAGGAGCCGACAGCGAGAGGCGAGGAAGAGAGCGCCGCUGCUUUGGGAGCCUGACUGGAUUUUCUUUCUACUGUCUUUUUUCCUUUUUUUUCUAUUUCUUUUCCCUCCAAUCAGCACGGAAAAGGGAGGGAGAGAGAGAUUAAAAAAAACACUCACAAAAAGGCCUUCGAACCUUUCUACUUGGAUGUAUGGAUUUACAAAAAAGGGCUUAUUUUGAUUAAGUCUUUGGCAUUGGUACCUAUUUUGACAGGGGCUCGUACAAAAGUGGUUCUCUUUGCUGACUUCUGGAUAUAAAUACAUCUGAUGCAAAAACCACAGCUCUGUCUGAUUUUGCAAAAAGGAGGGAAGCUAUAUAUCUCAGUUCAAGGACCUGUAUUAAUAAACUGAGGUAGGUGGCUAGCGUUUCAACCCCUCUUCGCAUCGAUUUGUAACACCUUACUACCCUGUCUUGUAAUACUAUUUUGCUUAAUUUACCAUCAUGUCAAACACACAUCUUAGAAAAGCCAGUCCUCUCCACCCCCCCCUCUCCCACUGCCCCUGACAGUUCAUGGAAAUAAGAUUAGUAUUUAAGUGAGGAUAGGUCAAGUCCUCUCGUCCCAUAACAAGCACCCAGAUCCGCCAUUUCCCCCCCCUGUUCUACUCACUUCUCUUAUCCUUUUUACUCUGUUCUUAUCGGUACGAUUGGUCAUUCAAUUCUUUCCAUAAUCCACCGAAACCUUACCCCAAACACCCCCCACCCCCAUCCUCCCCCCCAGAUGAUGCUGAAUUAUGAACGUGCCACAUCAUGAGUCUCCUGGGGCGGGUAGCUGUGCAUCGUGCCAGGAAAGCCGCCCUGCUCUGUGUAAUCUUCCUCAUGGCACGAGCGUGGAGCAGCGCCUCCCUGGCCUUAGCGGGGGCGGCGGUGUCUCCGGGACCCCAGGGCUGUCCACCACAGUGCUCCUGCAGUAGCCAGCAGGGCAAAGUGGUGUGCACCCGGCGGGGCCUGUCCCGCGUGCCCCCGGGGAUCCCCGCCAACACGCGGCACCUCAAUCUAAUGGAAAACGCCAUUGAGGCGGUGCAGGCUGACUCCUUCCGCCAUCUGCACCACCUCGAGGUGCUCCAGCUUGGCCGAAACGCCAUACGGCAGAUUGAGGUGGGCGCGUUCAACGGACUGACCAGCCUCAACACGCUGGAGCUGUUCGACAACAGGCUGACGGUGGUGCCCAGCGGAGCCUUCGAGUACCUCUCCAAGCUGAGAGAGCUGUGGCUGAGGAACAACCCCAUCGAGAGCAUCCCCUCCUACGCCUUCAACCGGGUGCCCUCCCUCAUGCGACUGGACCUAGGAGAGUUAAGGAAGUUGGAGUAUAUCUCGGACGGAGCUUUCGAGGGUCUCCAAAACCUCAAGUACCUCAACCUGGGAAUGUGCAACGUAAAGGGUGACAUGCCAAACCUGAGUCCCCUAAAGGGCCUGGAGGAGCUAGAGAUCUCAGAGAACAUGUUCCCGGUGAUAAAGCCAGACUCCUUUAAAGGUCUAAACUCUCUAAAAAAGCUAUGGGUGAUGAACUCGCAAAUCACAGUGAUCGAACGCAAUGCUUUUGACGGCCUGUCGUCAUUGGUGGAGCUCAAUCUCGCCCAUAACAAUCUGAGCGCUGUGCCACACGACCUGUUUUUCCCGCUCAAGUACCUGGUGGAGCUCCACCUCCACCAUAACCCUUGGAACUGUGGCUGCGACGCCGUGUGGCUAGCACGUUGGCUAAGGGAGUACAUCCCUACCAACUCGACUUGCUGUGGACGCUGUCACGCACCCACCACCAUGAGAGGACGACAACUAGUCGAGGUGGACCAAGGUCAGGGCGCUGCCGUCCAGUGCUCUGCACCGUUCAUUGCCGAUGCGCCGCGGGACUUGAACAUCUCGGCGGGCCGGGUGGCUGAGCUUCGAUGCCGUACCGCGCCAAUGUCUUCGGUGCGCUGGCUGCUACCCAACGGGACUGUCCUGACACAUGCCUCCGGCCACCCCAGAAUAUCAGUCCUCAACGAUGGUACCCUUAAUUUCUCAAAUGUCUUAGCGGCAGACACGGGCACUUAUACCUGCAUGGUGUCCAACGCUGCUGGGAACUCCAACGCCUCGGCCUACCUCAAUGUGAGUGCAGCUGAGCUCAACACGUCCAACUUGAGUUACUUUACCACAGUGACUGUGGAGGUCUUGGGUCCGACCACUGAGAUGCCCAAGGCUAAGACUACCACGACCGCUGCUGCUGCUGCGGGUGCUGGCGUCGCUGGAGGAGGGGGAGUAGGCAUAGGGACGACGACUACAACCGCCUCUCCUUCCGUCUUUCAGCCGGUUUUUAUCUCAACACCGACUGUGCUCCUGCAAAGCACCGACAGUCCAGCGAAGCCGUCGGUUGUGCCGGGACUACGAGGGGCCACCGGCAAACCGGGGAGGUCUGGCCCCAGCCUGGAUGAGGUGAUGAAGACCACUAAGAUCAUCAUAGGUUGCUUUGUGGCGGUGACACUCAUGGCUGCAGUCAUGCUAAUUGCCUUCUACAAACUCAGAAAGCGCCACCAGCAGAGGAGCACAGUUGCAGCGGCCCGUACGGUGGAGAUUAUCCAGGUGGACGAGGAGGACCUCCCACCACCGGCCUCUGCGGCCCAGGAGUCAUCGUACGCUUUGCCUGAAAUCCGAGACCACAACAGCAUACACAAGCUGGACUUUAUCAGCCACAAGACUGAUUACAGCUUUCACAAACCCAAGGCUGAAUACAAACACCAGCCGGAUUUCACCCUGCACAGGCCGAAGGCGGAAUAUACGACUUACAAGCCAAAUAUGGACUUCAGCACCCACAAAUCCGUCCCGGAUUACAACACACACAAGUCAACGCCUGAUUUUAGCCUUCAUAGACCAAAGCUUGACUGCAGCCCAUUUAGACAGGAGUACAUGACUCAGAAACCUAAAUCUGAAUACAGCCCGUUUAAACCAGACUUUGGCACUCACCCAAAGGUUAAGACAGACUACAGCCCCUUCAAACCGGAUUACAGCACUCAUCCUCGGCAGAGACCCGACUUCAGCCCAUUUAAACGAGACUACAGCACCCAACCAAAACCCAAACACGACUACAGCCCGCUGAAAUCGGAUUACAACACGCAACACAAACCCAAAGCUGAAUACAGCCCUUUCAAACACGACUUUGGUACCCACCCGAGGACCAAACCCGACUACAGCCCAUUUAAACCAGACUACAGCACUCAGCCUAAACACAAAAUGGACUACAAUUCCCAGAGACCCAAAGCAGAAAUCACCCACAAAACCAUGGACCACUACACCCCUCACAAGACCGCGCCGGACUACAACGCCUUCAAGACCGACUUCAGCCCCCACAAAGUGGAUUACAGCGCCUUCAAGUCCGACUUUAGCCCGCACUCUCAUAAACCUAAGCUCGAUUACAGUCCUCACAAGACUGACUACAGCACCAUGAAGCCCAAAUACAACACCUACAAGCCCGGCGGCCAGGGGGCCAAAUGGACAGAGAACAAUGUCGGGAACUCUUUGCCUCGAACCCUGCCGAGCACCGUCACCGCCCUGGCCGAGCCCUUCGUCAUAAAAACUCACACCAAGGAGAAGGUUCAGGAGACUCAGAUUUAACAAGUCCCCCCCACCCCACCCCCCCAGUCCCCACCAUGCCUGGAGACUCACUACUUUUUGCCCCAUUGGCCCCCACCAACCCCGUUCCACCCCCUUCUUUUCCUCAUGAAAAUCAUGCAAUAUAAUGCACAAAAAAAAAGAAAAAAAGAGGACAGGAACUACUUUUUUUGUACAGAGUGCAAACUUUAAAGACUGAUGAUUUAUCGUUGUACAUGCUUAUAAAUAAAUUAUAUAUAUAUAUAUAAAUAUAUAUAUGGACACACUGAAACUACCAUGGGUUGGUGAUAGAGAAACAUAUAUUAAAAAGAAAUUGAAACUAUUUUCUAACUUGUAACUUCUAUUUAAAAUGAGUUGUUUAAGACGAUGUCUCGACUUUGAACAAUGAGGGUAGUCUUGUUUUAAAAAAAAAAAAGGGGCAUUCUGUGUGAUUUUUACACCGGGCUACAGAGAAUGCAGUGAUAGGAAGAAUAUUUAUACGGAGAAGACUUUCUUUAACAGAAACCUGGGAAAAAAAGGUCACUGUCGACCUUUACAGGUUUAUCUUGUAAAAGCACCAAGAAUUUGUACUGUGCCAAAUGUUAUAAAUGCAAUAAAAAUGAUUU
Molecule: messenger RNA, 5163 nt
Organism: Cololabis saira (Pacific saury)
Lineage: Eukaryota; Metazoa; Chordata; Actinopteri; Beloniformes; Belonidae
Gene: lrrc4.1
Product: leucine rich repeat containing 4.1
Exons: 1
Coding region: 1727-4561 (944 amino acids)
Biological process (GO): modulation of chemical synaptic transmission; synaptic membrane adhesion; postsynaptic density protein 95 clustering
Cellular component (GO): glutamatergic synapse; plasma membrane; postsynaptic density membrane
Molecular function (GO): protein binding
Source: RefSeq, a predicted model, not a curated record